GUCACUCCGUAGUUCUUCCUUUUUUCUAGCUGUAUAGAAAGUAAAGAUGGCUGAAGCUCCUCCAUGCACCAGCCGGUUCUUCUGUCACAGAUGCUCACUGGAGAUUAGUCCUCGGCUUCCCGAAUACAUGUGUCCACAAUGUGAGUCUGGAUUUAUUGAGGAGCUGCUGGAAGAGAGAAGAGCGGACAAUGGGUCCAUGUCCACCAUGUCCAGCGGACCCCAGAACCAACAACCAUUGGAGAAUAUGGACCAGCAGUUAUCUAUGUUCCCCUCCGGCUUUGGUCAGUUUUCCGUUAGCGUCUUUGAUGACACCUUUGACCUUGGGCCUGGACUAGGGACAGAGGACAAUCGGGAUGCUGAAAACCAGUCGGAAAGGGACAUGUCAUCUCGGCAGCGAUACGGUGCCAGGCAGAGUAGAAGUCGUCAUGGUUCAAGACGGCAAGCAGGAAGGCACGACGGAGCUCCUACUUUAGAAGGUAUCAUCCAACAACUUGUGAAUGGAAUAAUUGGACCUCCUUCAAAUAUUGGUGUUGGGGCCUGGGGGGUUCUCCACUCCAAUCCAAUGGACUAUGCUUGGGGUGCUAAUGGACUUGAUGCUAUUAUAACACAGUUAUUAAACCAGUUUGAGAACUCAGGUCCACCGCCUGCUGACAGUGACAAAAUAAAAAGUCUUCCUACAGUGGAAAUUACUGAUGAGCAUGUUGCUUCAGGACUGGAAUGUCCAGUGUGUAAAGAAGAUUACAGUGUUGGAGAAAACGUGCGACAGCUCCCGUGCAAUCACAUGUUUCACAAUGAUUGCAUAGUCCCCUGGCUGGAACAGCACGACACUUGUCCAGUAUGCAGGACGAGCUUGACUGGACUGAACACGGCAACAAACCCUCCAGAACUCUCAGAGAUUAACUUUACAUCCUCCCCUUCUUCCUCGUCCUCAUCGUCGUCCUCCUCCUCCACCUCUUCUUCCCCUCCGUCCUCAGAUUCCACCAGCAACGAGAGCUCCACUGAUAACUCGUAGGCAGGGUAUUUGUAUCCGUCACCUCAUGAGCCGGUUUCUGCUCCUCGGCUGAGCAGUGACCUCCAGUCCCUCCCUGCUGUAGGGCAGAGGCCUGAGUGCAUAUCACCAGGAUCACUCAGGCCUGUUUCAGGGGUAAGUGAUACAUGUGUUUAUGUAUUUCUGCCCGCUGUGUCCCCUCCCUGCCCCCACCACCACCACCUUCAUCAGGAAUGUGAACAAUGGAAGGGCAGACGCCUGCGGUGCAGCUUGUGACUGGGAGGAAGUGGAAAAGCGUGAAAACUUCAAGAGAUUCGUGGAGGUCAAAGCACCUCUUAAAUGAGGAGAAUCCAAAGGUAGAAGACCAGGAGCGCCAAGACAAUUACCAGUGUUUUUGUAAACCUCCAGCCUUGGUUGAUGUAAUAUGACCCACUUUUGCGAUAGGCAAAACAUAUGGGUAUUCCUUUUUGUAGUAAGUUGCGUUCAAAUCUUUGAGUGCGGAGCUUCAGUGUGCAUUCAAAUGUAUCUAUAGUGUGAAUGAAUAUUACACUUCAAUAUCUUUCCAAUUAAAAUUUACAAUAGUUUGUAGGAUUGUUUAUUUUGAACAAGCGAUUUUGUCUGAUGAUUUACAGUGGUUGUUUGAAUAAAACUAGUCUUUCUUUAAGGUCCAGUCCGCGCUAACCUAAGUAUUUUUAAAAACUGAGCUUUCUUUUAAUCUCAGUUGCUUCAGUUUUUGGUGACAAAAUCUAAGCAUUAAAAAAAACAAUAACAAAAAAACAGUUCGUGAUGUAAAUGUGCUCGCUCGAUGUAUGGAGGUUUUUAAAUGCUAGCACAGAGGCCCGCUUUGCACAUGCCCAAUUUGCCUUUUUUUUUUUUUUUUUGCAAAAGCACAUAUGCAGUGAGGCAGUUAAAAAAUUUUCCACAUCUGCCUUUUGUCCUCACCCUGUUUCCAUGUAGCUUCAAACUUAAGCUGCUGAAGGUAUUUUUGCUGUGUUCAUGUUGUCUUGGAAGUUGAAACGACUACACACUCUUGAUUGAGAAGGUUCCUGUUGCAAGUCAGAAAACACUGGGAUUUGCUAAUAGUUUUGGUGCCAACAUUUUUUUUAGCAAUAAACACCUAUGAUACAUUCCUCAUGAUCUUCAAACUCAAAAGGAACCUAGAUUCUUUAGAGCACUACAGGGAAUACAAGCCAUGAGAAUUGUUUAGUAAUGUCAUUAUCUCCUAUCUGCAUCUACCCAUGCAAGACACUGAAUUGGGAGCUGCUCUACGAGCUCCUUCUUUAUCAGCUGGAAUACUGAGUGGAUAAUUUGCGAAUUUGAAUUGGUGAAUUGUUUUGCUAACAGAGAACUCUUAAAAUCUGACUUCAGAGAACAGAGAAGCACUACUUAAAAAGACUAAAAUGUAUGUUAGAGGACAGAAACUAGAACUGAAUCUUUAGCCCAGUUCUGCUUUUGCAGUUUUAUGGAUCUUUGGGGUAGUAUUGUUGUAAAUGUCGACAUUUUGCUACUUGCUGGCAAACAUAGGUCUUAAACAUUUUCCAAUUGGAAUUUGAAGAUUCAGAGAUAAAGUAUUAGUUAAAAAAUAUCUAUAGUAAAAUAGCUAGGGUGUAAAAAACUCAUUACGAUUUGUGGGAAUCAUGUCUAAUUCUUGCAUAGUAUUAAAAAAGAUUUUUAUUAUAUUUUUUUAACAAAGUUAUUUACUAAUGUCUUCAGUUUAAAAAAAUUCAAUUGCAAACAUGACUAUGUAAGUAAAGAAAAUGAGCACUAUGGAUUUUAAUACAUGUAUGCAUGUGUUGAGACCAAGUCAAGCAUGCUUAAUUGCUACAUUCUAAAAUAACAAGCAGCAGUACUAGAAGAACACUGAUGUUGACAGAUUUAAAGUUUUCUUUGAGGUUUAAUCUGUUUCAAUUUUAGUCAUUUUUUUCCCCAUAAUAUCUUUUAACACAUAAAAUAGAAAAAAGUUUGGGUUUUAGGUUCUUUCACUAAAACUAGUGAUUUAAAGCCAGCAGAAACUAAGAAACCACGAGGAUGUCGAUAUUUACUCAUCAAAGCAGAGCCCCCCUAAGCCUUAUCUAGUUUUACUUUUGAUUAAUCUCAAAGUGCAUCAAUGUGCAAUCUAUUUUUCGAUGCAUCUCUGAACAGUACAUACAAAUAAAAGAACUAUUCCAUGUAAACCUCUCAUAAACUAAUGUGUUUUAACUGCUGUUUGGUUGGAUUUGAUUAGACUGAGUUUGUGGCAUUGUGAGUAGAAACCUUCUCUUUAUUUAACAUUUCUAAGGUGUGCAAGAUGGAUGGAAUUUAAUAAAAAAAAAAAGAUACUGUGGUGAUUUUUAAACAUAUAUUUAAACAUGUUGAGGUCUUUGUUUUGCAGUCUUAAUUUAUGUGUUCCUUUCAUUGUUCUUUGCACUCUCAGAACAAUCGAGGAACAAUAACCCUCAUUAGCAAAGCUUUUGAAUCUAUUUUCAAUGCAUAAUAAGGCUUUGAGAUAAUUUUGUACUUUCAAAGUGAUGACCGGUCCAGUGGGAUGCAAACCGCAAACAAACUGUAUGAAAUCCUUUACUUCUGCACUUGCCUGAUAAAUAUCAUCAAUAAGCAAACUA
Xiphophorus hellerii (green swordtail) is the source of this 3588-nucleotide messenger RNA. RefSeq names its product E3 ubiquitin-protein ligase RNF126-like. Gene Ontology annotation, molecular function: ubiquitin protein ligase activity. The transcript is spliced from 9 exons. NCBI's taxonomy places the organism in Eukaryota, Metazoa, Chordata, Actinopteri, Cyprinodontiformes, Poeciliidae. The record is from RefSeq and is a predicted model, not a curated record. Gene Ontology annotation, biological process: protein ubiquitination. Gene Ontology annotation, cellular component: cytoplasm. The coding region runs from base 47 to 1012 and encodes 321 amino acids.